AUGACAUCCAAAGAGGACUGGUUCUUGGUCGUGGACCAGGAGGACGGCGAGCAGUUCGUGUGCUCGCUGAUCGAGGAGAUCCUCAACCGCUCGCAGGAAGUGCUCUUUGAAAAACACAUCGAGAGCCAAGUCCUACCCUAUGCCGUGCAGUUCUCCAAGACGACGCUGCUCAAGAUCAUCGAGUGGGAGUUCUUUCGCAAGGAUCUUGGAAAGAUCGACUCGGCCGCCUGGCUGCCCGACGAAGAACCCGUUCCUGUCACGAUCGACUCUUGGGCCCGUGGGGCAAUUGCACUGCGCUCCGAGCCUCCGCCGCUUCCACAGCCCAAGAAGCCAUACUCCGAGACCCUGAGCAUGUCAUCGCUGUCGUUGGAGACUCCGCCCGAGACCGAAGAGCAUUUGAGUCCAACCGCCGCCGCGACGCUGGGCCCGACGUCGAUCAAGGAGAAAGGUCGGACGUCGGUGGUGCGAAUGUCGGCAAAUUCGAUAUCAAAGAGAGACUCCAAGAGCGAUCGAGUGCGAGCAUCCGAUAUGUCGAUCACGUCGUCGUCGUCAAGAAGUGGCCGCAAGCGAAGCGGGGGGAGGCGGAACGUUUUGCAAGGCGGUGCCGCACAUACGACGGCAGUGACCGCUGUGCAAGCUCUGGAGCAGUCGAUCCAAGAGGAGAACAAACGGACGAUGGCCCGGAUUGCGAAUCUGGAAAAGGACGGUGGGCGGGCUGACUACACCUCGGACCACGACGGUCGAGUGGUGCUUGUCAAGAAGCUGGCGCCGCGCAAGCUCCAAAGCACUGGCGUCCGAGCCAUGGUGAUCCCAGAAGAGCCCCAGACUGGACCCGCAGGAGGCGCACACGGCGCUGCCGAGUCGCCGUACCAUCUGGCACGUUCCCACGCCAAUGCACCCAGCAAGAAGCAACACGGCGCUGAAACGACCGGGCGAGAAAGCGUCACCGGGUUCGGCCGGCUCGGAAUGUCGCUCAGACAGAUCACGCAGCGACACCAGUCCUUCAACAGCAUCUCGAGCAUGGCCUCGCUCCGCGACACCAGCGGCUUUGUCGAGGACUCGUCGCUGGAUAUGCCUCCGCUGUCGGAGACGAUCAAGGUGGCUGCAGGCGUUGUGCUGAUCGAAGGAGAGAAUGUCAAGCGGGGUCUCUAUGCCCCUGCAAAGCGGGAACCAGGUGUCCUUGCCGAGCCAAGCCAGGGCCAAGCGCCCAAACGAGCAGCCGAAACGGGGCGACGAAGCCAUCGGCCGACCGACUUACAAGCGCCUGGCCUGGCACCGACAGCGGGACCAGGACCGGCACCACCAGCAGCCAUUCCCACGGGGCUGAAUGCCAGCUUGUUGCUCGGAAGCGAUCCCAUUCUCUCUGAGGUUCUUUCCAAGGCCCGACCAAGCCUCAAGCCGAUUCCGUUCCCACUGUCGUCCAAUCCACUGACAGCCAAGGAUGGGGCUCGGAAACCGCGGCCGCUGCCUGAUAUUUCCGACCGCCAGGACUCAGGACACAUCCAGGGUGCAUCCGUCAAGAUUCUGUAGCCACUGGGUGGGCCCGAUAGCCGCAGAGAUGACAGAAUCUUCAGCCUGUCUCUCGAGGGUGAGAGAC
Polychytrium aggregatum is the source of this 1597-nucleotide messenger RNA. RefSeq lists its product as uncharacterized. The transcript is spliced from 10 exons. Lineage: Eukaryota; Fungi; Chytridiomycota; Chytridiomycetes; Polychytriales. The record is from RefSeq and is a predicted model, not a curated record. The coding region runs from base 1 to 1530 and encodes 509 amino acids.